Molecule: messenger RNA, 2025 nt
Organism: Schistocerca gregaria
Lineage: Eukaryota; Metazoa; Arthropoda; Insecta; Orthoptera; Acrididae
Exons: 2
Coding region: 47-1861 (604 amino acids)
Molecular function (GO): protein dimerization activity; DNA binding
Source: RefSeq, a predicted model, not a curated record
UUUUUACUAUGGGAAUAUAAAUGUUGAACAAAGUAAUUUCAUAGCAAUGUAUAACUAUGCAGGAACGAACUAUGAGUUCAGAGAGCACAAAGUUAACAAAGAACAGAAUCAAGCGUCAUCUACAACCUCUAUUAUCGAUGUACCUAAGCUGGGAGCAAUACCUCAGUCUGUCUCUGUCUCCAGUAAGCGCGUUAGUCCUCUAUGGCUUCAUUUCGAAGAUGACGGCAGAUGUGCGUCAUGUCUUUAUUGCAACUCAAAGCUGAUACAUCACAGCUCGACGACGCCUCUUAAAAACCACCUGAUUGCAAAACAUCCCGAACGUCUUCCUUCCAACAUGUAUCUUCAAAUACCUCGCACAAUUAGAGCUAAAAAUUCUAAAAAUUUUUUAGAAAAGGACAUACUCAAAGCUCUAAUAAAAGAUGUGCGGCCGAUUAGUGAGCUCGAAGGAGCAUUAGCGAAGAUCGUUUUGAGUCUCUCCUGUAACUGGGAACAUCCUAAAGAAGUUGUGCGUCAAAGUCUGGAUAUUUUCUACCGAGAGUAUCAAGAUAAGCUGAGCAAUUUGAUCAAAACCCAUUGUUUAGGAUUAUCCUUGGCAUUGGACAUCUGGAAAUUGAACAAAUAUCCAAAAGCGUACUACCUUGGGGUCUAUGGGCAGUUUUUGACGAGUUCAUUUCAGGUUGUUUCUCUUGCCUUAGGUGUUGAGUACCUCAGGGACUUUACAAUGCCCGUUAUCUUUAAAGCGAUCAACGACGUUUUGAGUACCUAUUCCCUUUCUUCUCAGCACGUAUAUUAUGUCGUCGCGCCUUUUUUACCUGAAUUCACCGAGUUAGGAAGGGUGUGCAAGGCGAUGAAUGUUCCUUUAAUCGAAUGCUUGACGGGUUUUUUAAAGAAACUUGUCAAUGAAAUUUUAUUGCCCUAUGCAUCGCUGCUCGACAAGAUUCGGUCUUUCGUCUCCCAGAUUAAAUGUGAUCGCUACCUCAGGGGACGCUUUCUGUCCAUGCAAACCGCCAGGCCUCACCCGUUCAACCUAAUUCACGACAACCCGGACCAUAUGUUUUCAACCUGCGAUAUGCUUCUUCGGUUUAACACACUUCGUUCUGAAAUCGUUUCUUUCACCGAAGACAUAAAUUCCAGAUAUACCUUGCCCGUGUUCGAGGACGAAGAGUGGAACACUAGCUCGAGCAUCGUGCAACACUUCUUAAGACUUAGAGAACUGUCAGAGGAAAUGAAUAGCGAAAAAUAUCUAUAUGGGAGUUCCUCGACAAUUAGCAUUUCUGGAUGGAUUCGUUACCAGCAACAAAACGUCCUUGAUCCCGUGAUUGAUAAGCUACGUUUAGCCUCGUUGGAGGCCUUCGCUCAACGAACAUCCAACCCGGCAUCUCCGUUUAUAAUUGCAGCAGCUCUGGACCCCAGGUGGAAACACCUGCCUUGCUGGAACACAGACUAUGUAAAUAUGAUAAGGGAGCGCGUGCAACUCGAGCUGGAUGCGCUAUCUGUAUCUUCUGGUUCCAGUUUUGGAGAUCACGGUUUUGACCCCGUUCACAAAUACCAAAAGUUGUACGAGACAAAUUUAGAUGGGUGCAAGGAAUACGACGAAUUGAAGGCCUACAAUGCAGAGCCUAGGAUAGGCUUCAAUGACGAUCCAAUUCGUUGGUGGACGGAGCGGUCUUCAAAGUACCCGAAGCUAGCGCACUUGGCUCGAAAGUAUUUAUCAGUUCCCACGUCUGCUUCUUUUUCAUCUGUUAUGAAGACGAAGAUGGCGGCACUGGGGCCAAAUGUUGUACGCGAAAUAGUUACUCUGAAUAGAAACAUGGAUAUCUUGGACUUUAUUUACUCAACCGAACCGUUAUCAGAGAGCUAGUUUGGGAAGGGUUCGAGGUCAGAGACGCGGGCGUCGGCCGUUUGACUCGGUGGGACGUGUGGGGUCGCAGUGCGGCCUAUUGAGGAGGAACGAGGUUGGUGAGCAAAAGCUCCAACGAAUGAUAGGUGGUCUUUAAAUAAAACAAUCUGCGCUUAGCAACAUUA